CCAAAUGGAGCUAAAUGUAUAUCCACACCAUUUUCUGCAAACCGAAAAUGUACAUCCACACAAUAGACUUCAAACUACUAUAUAAACCCAAGAAUACUAGUGUUCCCAACAUCAAUACAACCAGCAGCACUUUUUCAAACCGGGGAACCAACCUUGUCUACUUUCACACACUGGGAAACAAAUGAGCACCAUCUGUCACACCUACAAAAUAAUUUUCAUGCUAAAAAUCCCUGCUGAACCACUCCCGCCACUUAAAGCAAAACCGACUCAUUCCCCCUCACAGAUUUGUUGGUGUUUGGGUGGGUGAGAAAGAGGGGGACAUUUUACUUAGAAGGUUAGUAGCUGAUCCCCAAUUAUCUUCUUUGAUUGGAAUCUCAAAAGCUGCAGACAGCAACCAAUACCCAAAGAUGCAAUGCCCUGACCAACUUACAUAUAACACAAUGAGGUUAGACAAGGAUGAACAGAUGAUUAAGAAUCAGGAUACUAUUUCCGGGAUGUGUCAGCCACAAUAACUCCGUCAUUGCAGCAUGUUGACUUCACAUCAGAAAGCUGUAAAACAUGCUAUGAUAAUCAUGCUUUGGUGGUUUCCCUAUGAGACAAACGUCAGCAAUCACUUACAUUACAAUCUUGCUUCAAAGUGAGGAAGAAAAAGAGAAACUCAUUUCAAGCUGUCACAUCAUAGAUGUUAAUGCUUGUUUCAAGUGCUAGCAUUUUGUAUGGCAAUCGUCUCAAGUGUUUUCAGUGCAAGGUAAAAUACUUAAAAAGAACUGUGCAGGGCACACAGAGGAUGAAAAAGAAGAAUGCUUUUCGGAGAAUAUAAAUAUUUUGGUCAAGAUAAAGAUUCAACACUCCAAUGCACAAACAAGAACUUGUAAGAGAAUAUAUGCAUCUUGGGCGCAUAGAAUAUUCUAAACAAAACAAACUAAAAGCUGCUGAGUAAAGGUCAUCAGCCCUUCACCUUAAUGCAACAAAAAGCUAAGUCUUACUCCAAAAGAUACAUUGAUCUUAAUAUGCACAGGAAUUCUUUUUAAUCACAAAAUUACAAGAAAAAGAUACGAAAAAAAAUAAUAAAAAAGCAAGAAUAGUAUCCAUUACAGAAACUCUUAUCUGAAUUUCUCAAGAAUGAAAGAUACCACAUAUAUCUAGAAAAAAAUCAUCAAAUUUUAAUUAUUGAAGAAAUUGAGAGAGCCUAG
This is a messenger RNA of Rubroshorea leprosula, 1193 nucleotides long. The record is from the annotation of a GenBank genome assembly. Lineage: Eukaryota; Viridiplantae; Streptophyta; Magnoliopsida; Malvales; Dipterocarpaceae.